Messenger RNA from Podarcis muralis (Common wall lizard), 4356 nucleotides. It is a transcript of the gene A2ML1, whose product is annotated as alpha-2-macroglobulin like 1. The record is from RefSeq and is a predicted model, not a curated record. Gene Ontology annotation, cellular component: extracellular region. NCBI's taxonomy places the organism in Eukaryota, Metazoa, Chordata, Lepidosauria, Squamata, Lacertidae. Gene Ontology annotation, molecular function: endopeptidase inhibitor activity.
UAAUCCUUCCUGGAUUGGGGAAUCCUGUUAACGCUAAGUGACUUGUGUAAACCAGGUACCACCCCCUGCAGAUGGCUCAGAGGAAGUUGCUGCCAUCCGACUUUCUGAUGCCCAGGGGAAGAUAGAUGAGCAGAAGCAGGUUCUUAUUCAGAAAGCGGAAAGUGGCACUUUUCUGCAGAUGGACAAGCCCAUCUAUUCUCCAGGACAACUGGUGCAAUUUCGAAUCAUCACCCUGGAUGAAGGAUUUAUGCCGUUGGCUACUGAGCAUCAGCUGGUGGAGUUGCAGGAUCCUGCAGGCAACCGAAUUGCACAAUGGAAUAAUGUGCAACCAGACAAUGGGGUUGUACAACUGUCCUACCAGUUGGCUGCUGAACCAAUGCUGGGUGUCUACAGAAUCAUUGUGGAUCAUGGGAAGGCUUUCUUAACCUUUGAAGUGCUUGAAUAUGUGAUUCGCAAAUUUGAAGUGGUGGUGGUGCAGCCUGCUAUCAUCUAUUCAGCAGACAGCAACUUUCCUCUAAAUGUCUGUGGCAGGUACACAUACGGCAAGCCUGUCCGGGGUUUAAUGCAAAUAUCCUUGUGCCAGAAAGCUUACCGUUAUUUCUGGAGGUCACCAGACACAACAGCUCCACCGCCUACAGACAUCUGCCAGGAUUUCAAAGGGCAGACUGACAGGACUGGCUGCUUCUCUGCUACCGUGGAUUUGUCACAGUUCAGACCUUCGAGCUACGAAUACAGCCACAGCAUAGAUGUGGAGGCCUCCUUGGAAGAAGCUGGAACAGGAGUACAAGCAAAUGUUGCUCGUCAAUUCUAUAUGUCUGAUCAAGCUGGAUCUAUGAACUUUGUGGAGACAGAUGAUUACUACCAUCAAGGUUACCCCUUCAGGGGAAAGCUCAAAGCCCUGCAAAGAGAUGGCUCCAUCAUGAAGAACCACAAUGUGUUCUUAGUAAUUAAUUUAAAUAACAACCAGACCAACAUGCUGCUUACUACUGACAGCAAUGGCAUAGCUGAGUUUUCAUUAGACACAGAAGUGUGGAAUGGAAAAGGGGUCUCUCUGGAGGGAAGACUCCAUCUGAAGGAUCCAGUGUAUGAACCCGGGAAAAUCAAUCAGUACCACCAGAACGCUUUCCUCUAUCUACAGCCUUACUACACCACGGCAAAGAGCUCUGUGAAAGUCCGGCGGGUGCCAGGAGUGCUGCCUUGCAAUCAGGAGCAGGAGAUUCAAGUGGAUUACAGCAUUAAGGACAGUGAUCUAGGCAAAGAAGGCAAAGCGAAAGGAAUCACCUUCUCUUAUUAUGUGACAGGAAGGGGGAAAAUCCUUAUGCAUGGACAAAAGAAUGUGGGUGGCGAUGGGGGAGGUCUGCAAGGAUCCUUCUCCAUUUCAUUGCCCUUCACCUCCGACUUUGCACCACAACCAUCCUUGGCCGUUUAUUCUCUCUUCCACGAUGGAGGCGCCAUUGCAGACAAAGUCAGCUUUGAAGUGUCCAUGUGCUUCAAAAACCAGGUCAGCCUGGGGUUAUCUCAGCAGCAGGAGCUUCCCGGAACAAGCAUCGACCUUGAACUGAAGGCAACACCUGGGUCACUGUGUGCCAUUCGGGCUGUGGACCAAAGUGUCUUGCUCCUCAGGAAUGACAGAGACUUCACCAACACAACCGUGUAUGACAGGUUCUACUUCCUAGGAGGGUAUCCUUAUCAAGUCACCGAGUACGAUCACUGCGAUGGACCAGGACCAAUCGGAGACCCUAUGCCACUGGCACGAAGCAAGCGCUACAGCUGGAGACCCUGGUUUGAUGAUGGUGGGGUAGACUUCUUCAGUUUCCUCAAAGUUAUGGGGCUGAAAGUCUUGUCAAACAACAAAAUUAAGAAGCCAGCAACAUGCAGGCACCACUACUCUCCCUAUGGCAUGGUUGCUUCAAGGUUGCUUGGAGGAGGUUUGCAAUCAGGGAGUAGACCGGCACUCGCAUCUGAAUCCCGUCCUUGGUCGUCUGACGCAGACGUUGAUGCUCAAGUCCGUCAGAACUUCCCUGAAACCUGGAUCUGGAAGCUGUAUAAUGUUGAUCCUUCAGGUGAGAAGUCAGUGGCACUCACAGUUCCGGACACCAUCACUGAAUGGAAAGUCAGCAUGUUCUGCACCUCCCAAAGCAGCGGGUUGGGUAUUUCCCCACCAGCGAGGCUGACGGUCUUUAAGCCUUUCUUUGUGGACGUCACCCUGCCCUAUUCCGUGGUUCGUGGGGAGUCGUUUCCAAUGAUCGCCACCGUCUUCAACUAUUUGAAACACUGCAUGUGGGUCCAGGUUAUCCUAUCCAAGUCUGAAGAUUAUCAGAUGCAGCCAUGCAAGGACUGUGAAUACACAAGUUGCUUAUGUGCUGGUGAAGCGAAGACUUACUCCUGGAAUGUGAAGGCCUCUAAACUGGGUGUGAUGAACUUCACUGUCACCACAAUGGCACUCAAAAGUGAGAAACUCUGUGGUGGUGAGCCGACCGCCGUGCCAGAAAAGGGCCGAAGUGACACCUUGAUCAAGUCUCUCCUUGUCCGGCCUGAGGGCGUCCUGGCUGAGAAAGCUCAUAGCUCUCUGUUGUGCCCUGAAGGAGGUUCUGCUUCAGAUUCAUUCUCCUUGGAGCUUCCUGAGGAUGUCGUGCCAGAUUCUGCCAGGGCCCAGGUGUCUGUUCUUGGUGAUAUCAUGGGGACGGCACUGCAGAACUUGGACAAACUGGUACAGAUGCCCAGUGGCUGCGGGGAGCAAAACAUGGUGUUGUUUGCCCCCAUCAUCUACGUGCUGCAGUACUUGGAAAACACAGGACAGAUGGAUGAGGAGCUGAAAGCAAAAGCGCUGGGCUACCUGCAGUCAGGGUACCAGAGACAACUUCAGUACAAACACAGGGAUGGUUCUUAUAGUGCAUUUGGAGAGAGUGAUGGGCAAGGCAAUACCUGGCUGACAGCUUUUGUGAUCAAGGUUUUCAGCAAAGCUGAGGAAUAUACCUUCAUAGACGAUGAGGAUAUCCAGGCUGCUUUGCGGUGGUUGGCAAGUAACCAGCAGCCCGAUGGCUCCUUUGCCAAUGUGGGGAAACUCUUCCACAGAACAAUGAAGGGAGGUGUAAAUAAUGUGAUCUCUCUUACUGCUUAUAUCAUUGGUGCACUCUUGGAGGCCAAAAAGCCACUUGAGGAUCCAGUGGUGAAGAAUGGCUUGGACUAUCUCAAAACGACUGUCUCAGACACGACAGAUAUCUAUGUGCAGGGAUUGUUGGCAUAUGUCUUCACAUUAGCUGGAGAUGUAGCCAUGAGACAAAUGUUGCUUACCAAGCUAGACCAGCAAGCCAUCAAGUCAGGAGGGCAGAUAUAUUGGAGCCCCAGGACUGCCCCAGCAUCCACUGAGAAUCCUUGGUCCCAGCCUGAGUCUGUGAGUGUGGAGCUGACAGCAUAUGUGCUUAUGGCUAGGCUUUCACCCCAAAACGUAAGCAAAGAGGAUAUCAAGAAGGCCACAGACAUUGUGGCCUGGCUGGCGAAGCAGCAGAAUGCCUAUGGAGGCUUUGCCUCAACUCAGGACACAGUGGUUGCACUCCAAGCCCUCGCCAAAUAUGGAGCAGUCACAUACACUAGAUCUGAAGACCUGUUGAUAACGGUGAAAUCUGACAAGACCUUCCAGCAGUCAUUCCACCUGGACGACACCAAUCGGUUGGUUCUGCAGCAGGCUACCCUCCCAGACAUACCUGGGGAGUACACCAUGCAAGCCUCUGGCAAAGGCUGUGGAUAUGUCCAGGCAGUCUUGCGAUACAAUAUCCCUCCCUCGAAGAAUGAAGACACCUUCACCCUGGAUGUGAAAGCAGUAGGGAAAGGAUGUGAACAAGAGGCUGCCCCUCGCUUCCUGACUCUUCACAUCAGUGCAAGUUAUGUGGGCAGCCGUGGCACCUCCAACAUGGCCAUGAUAGAGGUGAAGAUGUUGUCUGGAUUCCAUCCUGUUCAGGGAACUAACCGUGAUCUUAUGCAACAGCCCCUUGUGAAAAGAGUCGAGAUUGGGGAGGAGCAUCUCACAAUCUACCUGGACCAGCUAGGAAAGGAGAGGCAAACAUAUACCUUGGCCAUGAGCCAAGACAUUCCAGUGAAGGACCUGAAGCCAGCAGCUGUCAAAGUCUAUGACUAUUAUCAGCCAGAUGAACAGUCCACAGUGGAAUAUGAAGACCCCUGCUACUGAGAUGGAGAAAUUCCUAUGGUGCAACAGGCACAGGAUGGGAAAGAAAAGCAAUUCAGAUGAGCCAAACUUAAGGAGCUGGGAACUGUUUGGGGAAAAAGUGGCCCUGUCUUUUACAACAUGAACCAUGCAGUGGAACUCUAGUUCAGAAAAUAAACAGAAACUUGAAUUGC